GCUCCUCCCAAAUCAUUCCCAAACCUAAUCCCCAUUCUUCCUCGCGAUUGCAAUUUCUCGAGAGAGAGAGAGCGUAGCAGCAGAUCGAGAUCGUGAUCGAGCAAUGGAGGCCUUGCGAGUUCAAUCCCCCAAAUCUUCGGUUCGAUCCAUCCUCUCCCCCCUCCGUUCCCGAUCUCCCUCUGGCGCCGGCCGCAAGAGGGCGUCUCCUUUGGCUUCGAGAUCCGGAAGCGAGAACGAGAACCCCAACACACAGAUCGAGCCUCCAAACUCCCCUUCCAGUUUCACUCGCAAGGCACUGCCUCACCCGACCGAUGGUCUUCCGCUGCAAAAGCAGUCUGGAGUGGCCGACGAAUUGCGUGGAAGUGAUGGAUCCCUGGAUCCCUAUGGAUCUUCCGUCAAGGUGGUGGUCAGAUUGAGAUCGGGGAGUGGCCGGAAGACAGAUGUAGUUGUUCGCAAGAUCUCUUCUAAUUCUUUGUCACUUGGAGACCGGUCUUUCAAUUUCCAUUCCGUUCUUGGUCCUGAGUCAACCCAGGAAGACGUCUUCAAGAUGGUUGGCAUUCCCUUGGUAAAUUAUUCGUUAGCAGGCUUCAACACUUCAAUAGUCUCUUAUGGGCAGACUGGUAGUGGAAAAACCUACACGAUGUGGGGUCCUGCUGGAGCCAUGGUUGAUGAUGGUUCAACUAACAGUGAACAGGGGAUUGCACCACGACUCUUCAAGAUGCUCUUCUCUGAGAUACAUAGGAGGCAAGAUAGUUCAGAAGCAAAACAACUGAGUUACCAAUGUCGGUGUUCUUUUCUUGAGAUACAUAAUGAUCAGAUUAAUGACCUCCUAGAUCCAACUCAAAGGAACCUUCAGAUAAGAGACGAUCCUAAGAAUGGUUCUCAUGUGGAAAACUUGACUGACGAGUAUGUCACAACGAUCGAUGAUAUUACCCAACUACUUGUAAAGGGGUUGACCAACAGAAAAGUAGGCACUACAAGUAUGAAUUCCAAGAGUUCACGUUCUCAUAUAAUAUUCACAUGCAUAGUUGAAUCCUGGUGCAAGCUCUCAGCAACAAAAUGUUUUAGUAAUUCAAAGACUAGUAGAAUUGUCCUUGCUGAUCUUGCUGGAUCCGAUGAUGGCAUAUUUGAAGCUGCUGGAAGUCAAUGUCUCAAGGAACGGAAGCAUAUUAAGAAGUCUCUUGCAAAACUUGGCAAGUUAGUGAACAUUCUCGGUGAAGCUGAGAAUUCGCUUGGGGACAAGAACAUCACCUACUACACACAUUCGUGUCUGACUCAUCUACUGAAGGAUACUCUUGGUGGCAAUGCAAAAGCAGCAGUUAUUUGUGCAAUUUGUCCAGAUGAGAGUUCUCGAAGUGGCACGUUGAGUACACUAAGAUUUGGAGAACGAGCAAAGCAUGUGCAAAACAAGCCUGUGAUAAAUGAAAUAACUGAAGAUUACGUUAAUGAUUUAAGUGAUCAGAUUCGGCAGUUGAAGGAGGAGCUCAUGAACACUAAAUUGGAUGAAGGCAAAUCUAAUGUUUCAAAAGACUGGCAAUUCAACGGAUGGAAGGGCCGUCAGAGCUUGAAUCUCUUAAGAGCAAGCCUCAAUCGAUCUUUGAAUUUACCAAAUGUUGAUCAGGAGUCUGAUGAAGAAAUGGAUGUUGAUGAGGAAGAUGUCAGCCAACUUUGUGUUCAACUGGAAAAUCUGAAUUCAUCUGUAGAAGACAAGUCAAACAAUAUCGAUCUUACUGAGGAAUCGGACAGAGAGAAUAAUCAAAAUGCUAAAUCAGUGGAUGCAAAUGCAAGUAAAAUGUCUUUAGGGCUCUCGAUCCCCUGUCAAGAACAACUGAUGCUUGGUGAUCCUGUCUUAUGUUCAUCUCCUAAAGUUGGCAAUACGUUGAAGAGAAGUGUAGUAGCACCUGAAGGUAUCAUCCGUACUUCCUUGAAGUCAAGCAAGGCGAACCCAACUGAUUCCUUGGCCGCCAGCCUUCAAAGAGGUUUGCAGAUGAUUGACUACCACGAGAGCAGUUCAUGCCCAAGAAGCUCUUUUGUAGGCCUUUCCUUCGAGCACUUAGCUUCCAUUUCAGUCCAAAAAGAAAAUGUCGAUGCUUCUCCUUCGCUUUGUUCAGCUUGCAAGAAUGCUAUACUUGAUAAUGGAUGCGAGGAUAAGCAGAUAGUAAUACCUGUCAAUGAGGAUAUAAAUGGGCCUUCAGCAAAUCUCACCGAGAGGGAGAAGGAACUUGAAGCUCUAUGUGCGAACCAGGCAACGACGAUCAAGCAUCUCAAUUCCUUAAUUGACAACCAAAAGCAGGAAGAGGAGCAGCAUUUGAGCGAUGAAAAUCUAUCCAAGAACAGCCCACUACAGCCCGACGAGAGGGCAGCACUACUUCUGGAAAUCGAAACUUUGAAGAAUCAAUUGAAGACAAUUAAGGAUGUUUCAGACAAUGACUCUCUUCUCGAGCAGAUACGAAAUGGUUCCACUUCAUCUUCGGCCAUGGGAGAGGACUACGAGAAGGAAAAACAGAAGUGGACAGAGUCCGAGAGCAGAUGGAUCUGUCUCACCGAGGAGUUGAGAGUCGAUCUCGAACAAAACCGCAGGCUCGCAGAGAAGAAAGAGAUGGAGCUCGACAUGGAAAAAACUUGCACCGCCGAGCUGAACGAUGCGUUGCAGCGGUCAAUCCUCGGCCAUGGUAAAAUCGUGGAGCACUACGUGGAGCUACAAGAGACCUACGACGAGCUGCUGCUGAAGCAUCGGAAAAUCAUGGAAGGCAUCGCAGAAGUAAAGAAGGCGGCCCAGAAAGCAGGAAGGAAAGGGUGCGGCUCUGCUUUCGCCGCAGCUCUCUCCGCGGAGCUAUCGACCCUCAGGAUUGACAGGGAGAAGGAACGGACUUACCUCAAGGAGCAGAACAGGAAGCUAAGAAUCCAGCUUCGCGAUACAGCGGAAGCAGUCCACGCCGCCGGAGAGCUCUUGGUGCGGUUGCGAGAGGCGGAGGCAGCGGCCUACGAAGCUGAGGAAAAGUGUGGGAAUGCGCAACAAGAGGUGGAGAGGAUGCGGAAGCAGAUGGAGAAGCUGAAGAGAAAGCACCAGAUGGAGUUGCUCACGAUGAAGCAUUUCCUGGCAGAAAGCCGGCUCCCUGAGUCAGCUCUGGAGCCCAUGUACCACCACCGUGAGUCGGAGAUCACAGAAGAGGGAGCAGCACCGCCUUCGGCUGCACCUUACGAUGAUCAAUCGUGGAGGUCGGCAUUCCGGCCUUCCUACCAGUAGCAGCAUGUUCGAUCGUAUUCAAUUCUCCUCCAAGAUGUCUUGGAGUGGAGCGCGCUGUAAGUGUUUGUUUGUUUGUCUGUGUUGAGAGGCCCGCAUUAUUUUUGCCUGUUUGUCGAUUAAACAUAGUUGGAAUCGUAUUUUAAAUUUCCUACUGGCAGUAAGAUUAAUUUAAAUA
This is a messenger RNA of Zingiber officinale, 3422 nucleotides long. Its product is annotated as kinesin-like protein KIN-12C. The transcript has 16 exons. Bases 104 to 3247 code for a protein of 1047 amino acids. The record is from RefSeq and is a predicted model, not a curated record. Lineage: Eukaryota; Viridiplantae; Streptophyta; Magnoliopsida; Zingiberales; Zingiberaceae. Gene Ontology annotation, molecular function: ATP binding; microtubule binding; microtubule motor activity. Gene Ontology annotation, biological process: microtubule-based movement.